CUGUGUCUCUGCCACCCGCCUGCCUUCCCAGCCCUGAGCAGCAACAGCCAUGUCCAACAACAUGGCCAAGAUCGCGGAGGCCCGGAAGACCGUGGAGCAGCUGAAGCUGGAGGUGAACAUCGACCGCAUGAAGGUGUCGCAGGCAGCGGCCGAGCUCCUGGCCUUCUGCGAGACUCACGCGAAAGAUGACCCGCUGGUGACGCCGGUACCCGCCGCAGAGAACCCCUUCCGAGACAAGCGCCUCUUCUGCGUCCUGCUCUGAGCCCUCCCGACAGUUUGACCCCCACCCACCGUCAAAAUAUGAAUCCAAUAAACGUGGUGACUGCGGGGCUGCCUGUGCUCUCGGGGAAGCUGAGGCACGUGCAGAA
Messenger RNA from Dama dama (fallow deer), 368 nucleotides. RefSeq names its product G protein subunit gamma 8 (gene GNG8). Gene Ontology annotation, molecular function: G-protein beta-subunit binding. The record is from RefSeq and is a predicted model, not a curated record. The coding region runs from base 50 to 262 and encodes 70 amino acids. The transcript is spliced from 3 exons. NCBI's taxonomy places the organism in Eukaryota, Metazoa, Chordata, Mammalia, Artiodactyla, Cervidae. Gene Ontology annotation, cellular component: heterotrimeric G-protein complex. Gene Ontology annotation, biological process: G protein-coupled receptor signaling pathway.